This is a messenger RNA of Candidula unifasciata, 957 nucleotides long. The record is from the annotation of a GenBank genome assembly. Lineage: Eukaryota; Metazoa; Mollusca; Gastropoda; Stylommatophora; Geomitridae.
AUGGAUGCUUUGUAUACAAAGUUGAUGAAAGCAUUGCUACCUGACUUUGAUGAUAGAGGAGACAACAAGAAAUAUAGAUCAUCUGCGUCAGCUAUCAGAGCACCAAGCAUGGAUGGCUAUGUUGAGAGGAGACUCACAGAGGUUCACUACUCGGCCAAAGACUACAAAUUCUGUGACAAGUUUAUUGCCAUCUUGAUAGCUGCCUUUUUACUUGUCAUCAUGCCAUACUUGCACAUUGGGGUGUUUUACUUGAAAAUCUGGGUCCCUGACAAGCCACCAGUAGACAGGCAGGGUUGUACCUGUUCUUGUUUCGAUACUGUCUUCAGAGGUCGCUAUGAAAUGCCAGGACUAGUGACCUACAAACAUGUCUAUUUUAAUGCCACUGCCAACACUUUCAAGAUCUGGGUCACAACUGUCGUCUUCUUCAUCCUGUUUUAUGAGAGCAUCAAGUAUCUGGUGAAUGUUUAUCGAACAUCCAGUUUCCGGAAAAUGUGGCUCCUCCUUUACAUCAUCAACUUGUACCCACACUACUACUCUUGGUGGAGCUUUUUCAGCUACUACAAUGAAGAGUUCUACACAUUUUUCAUGCACCACAUGUUCUUUUGUGUGACUGAGAUUUUCACUACAGCCAUUGUUCUCAACUUGUGCAACCAGAAAAGUGAGAUAAAAGCAUGGAAGAUGAUGAUGGUCCUGUCCAUAAAUUUAGUCCACAUUAUUGUCUCCGGCUCUGACCAGUUCAUUGCCCACGUCCUUCAAGGUCGAGGCACCGGAUUCCAGAACGCCAGAAACAUCGGCCUCAUGAUUCCGGACGUCUUCCACAUCCUCAUCCCGAGCUAUGAGUUCUACAAGUUUAUCAAGUACAAUGACGUUAAAAUGUCCGAGAUGUGUUACAAAGAAGAGAUUUUGCUGCUUAUUUUGUUUAUCACUCUCGGGGUAUUUUUCGGAAGAAUUUUGUGA